Molecule: messenger RNA, 1484 nt
Organism: Mangifera indica (mango)
Lineage: Eukaryota; Viridiplantae; Streptophyta; Magnoliopsida; Sapindales; Anacardiaceae
Product: pentatricopeptide repeat-containing protein At1g62350-like
Exons: 3
Coding region: 288-1067 (259 amino acids)
Molecular function (GO): protein binding
Source: RefSeq, a predicted model, not a curated record
AUAAGGUAAAAUCAAUUUAAAAAAGUGGCACCCCUCACCGCCAGCCCUCAGCCACCUGCACCCUAGCCAACCGCCACCUACCAGCCAAACGACGGCGGAGGCCCAAGACGCACAGUCUAAAGAGAUCCGGGCCUGGAAUCAAAUCCUUCGGCUAAAAGAGUGGUCUCACAGCCUCUGUUACGGCCAACCGCCGCACUAUGUCGUAACCCAUCUAGUUUUAAAAAAUCCGGUUGUUAUGAACGAAAGUGUCACUUUUGGAAGCUCAUUUGCCUUUGAUUUAUUAUUCUAUGUGGCGUUUAGCAUUUUCCCCGACUCUUAUAAGAAAUUUCUUAGCUAAAGCCCCACUAGACCCCUUCUCCAAUCUUUUUUUUUCUGAAAACACUUUGAAAAGUCACGAAUGUUGGGUCUUGAGGAACUAUUUUUCGCGGUGGGCUUCAAGUCCUAGCUUGUCUAUAUGGAGAAGAAAGAAGGAAAUGAGCAAAGAGGGUUUGAUGGUGGCUAAAGAGUUGAAGCGUGUUCAAUCUCAUCCUCUACGCCUUGAACGCUUCAUCAAGUCCCAUGUGUCUCGCUUGCUCAAGUCUGAUCUUGUUUCUGUUCUUGCCGAGUUCCAGAGGCAAGACCAGGUCUUUCUCUGCAUGAAGCUAUAUGAUUUGGUGCGCAGAGAAAUAUGGUAUCGCCCAGACAUGUUCUUUUACAGGGACAUGCUUAUGAUGCUUGCAAGAAACAAAAAGGUGAAUGAAGCGAAAUGGGUUUGGGAAGAUCUCAAGCGAGAGGAAGUUUUGUUUGAUCAGCAUACCUUUGGUGACAUUGUCAGGGCCUUCUUGGAUAGCGGACUGCCCUCGGAAGCAAUGGAUAUAUAUGAUGAAAUGAGAAGAUCUCCUGAUCCCCCAAUAUCAUUGCCAUUUCGUGUGAUCUUGAAGGGCCUGAUUCCAUAUCCAGAAUUGAGAGAAAAGGUCAAAGAUGAUUUCUUGGAGCUCUUCCCUGACAUGAUUGUGUAUGAUCCACCUGAAGACUUGUUUGAAGAUCAAGAUUGGAGAAGGGAAAGUGAUGACGACAGAAGGCAUUGAUGAUGCACUUGGACAGUGAAGGCACUCAUUCUUCAGUAAAGCUUGCCAUCAUGAAGAGCAGAAUGAUUUCUUAUGCCUGUACCAGUUGAGAUCAGUUGGUGACUCUCUGGUAGAUGAACGUUAUUCAGGUUGCAAAGUCUUGAUCUUUGAACCAUGAUGUACAUUAAGGAAUAUCCUCGCUAUCAGCUUAAAAAAGCGAUAGGUCGGUGCCAUGUAAUGCAUUCUUGACUGACUCAUUUGAAAGCAUGUAGCUGAUACAAAGGCAUGAUAUUACUUUCAAUGGAUUGACUUAAUCGUUAAUAUCUGUAUCAUUUGAAUUUUUAAUUUGUGGAUCAUUUUACCGUCCAAAGGUUAAUUUUUGUAUCAUUUGAAUGAAGAUAGAAUUAAAAAAAUAUGGAAUUUUAGUUACCUGUCUUA